AGUUAAGCUCAAGAAGGACCCUUUGCUGUCCCAGAUCCUCGAUCUUCGAUCCUUGAUUCUUGUCAGGGCCAAUGAUUUCGAGGUUCAGCCGACCGCUCCAGGCUCUUCGAUCGGGCUCUGCGGGGAAGCAAAAGUCCACCAUUGCAGCCGUCCAUGCGGCCGUCGCGCCUUUCGAAGGGGCCAAGUGCGUGGCAGCAUCCUUGAUGAAUAUGGGCAAGCAAAUCCACGUGGCAUUUUCCGAUGGCUCUGCCUUCCAGCUCCAUGGGCUAUGGCUUCGUGAUGCAUGCCGAGAUGCCAUGGUGGUCUCUCAGCAGGCAGGUGAAAGAUACCUCGACAAGAUUGCAUUCUCCCCCGAAGGGCAUCAUAGCCGGGGUGAGGUCCAAGAAGCGCGGGUCUGCGAAGACGGUCUUGAAGUGACCUGGAAGAGGGAUCCACAAAUUGGAGAUGCCCCCAGCCACUUUUCCAGUGGCUUCCUUCGGAUGUAUGCGCCCAUCGCGGGGAAGGCGCUCGGGGGCCAACGGCAUCAUCCCCGGAACGAGGACUUCCGGUGGCUUCGAGGCUAUUCCGGAUUCUCGAAUGCACCGGCGCCUGAUGCGUCCAUGAAGGCACUGUGGAAGAACCAGGUCGGAGUCAAUCCGUUUGAGCAUCGCGACUACCAUGCGGUGAGACAUUCAGACUCUGCCAACUUGGAGAUGAUGCAGGCUGUGAUGGAGCAUGGCGUUGUGAUCCUGGACAAUGUCCCACAUUCUGAGGACUCCAGCAUUUUGCUCGACUUUGUGGACAAUUGUCUUGGCGGCAUGCAGAAGGACCCUGCCCGAGAUGAGCCUAAUUGGGUGAUCAAGAGAAAGGCCGGUGCUGUCAGUGUGAGCUAUGCUCAACAGACGCGCCUCAACAACCAUACAGAUCAAUCUGUCCCAGCCCAUGGCAUUCCCGCCUUGCUCCUCGUCAUCAACUACGUUGAAGGUUCUGGAGUGAACACGCUGGUGGAUGGAUAUGCAGUCGCUGAAGCAUUGAGAGAGAGAGAUCCAAAAGCUUUCGAUCUCUUGGCUAGUUAUGGGAACUGCCAAGAGCGAGACUUUGUGAAAUCUCGGGUGGAUUCCUCACAGAUGGGAACACAAUCCAUGCUUCUGGCCACUCGCAGCCCGAUCAUCCAAACAGAUGAACAAGGCAAUUUGAUCCGAGUGCAGUUCAACGAAGUCUUUCGAACUCCCAGCACUGUGCCCUAUGACACGUUCGAGUCUUGGUACGACGCAUACUUGCUUUGGAAUGAGAUGAUCCAUGACAAAGAGUUCGAAGUGGAGGUUCCCAUGUCUGCUGGGCAGAUGCUGGUCUUGGACAAUUGGAGGGUUCUACACGGCCGGGCUGGCAAGAAGAGCUCGCCGAACCGGAUGAUCAUGGGCGGGACCGUGGUGCGUGAGGCCUUCCACUCGAAGGCCGUUCAGCUCAUGGGUGGCUUCUACCCACCAGAAGAAGCUGCUUUCGGCCGCUUUCAGCAGGGAGAGGCUAGCGGCUAGCCUUUUUGAGCGGUAUAGACAUUCCAUGACUUGGGUGCAGCCAAAGAAAUGCCACCUGGGGAUUAUAGAUGAUCCA
Messenger RNA from Durusdinium trenchii, 1590 nucleotides. The record is from the annotation of a GenBank genome assembly. NCBI's taxonomy places the organism in Eukaryota, Dinophyceae, Suessiales, Symbiodiniaceae.